UAUACAGUUGCGAGUGUGCAUAGAGGAGGUUUGCUGACAUUUUGAUGGAAGCUAAAAGCCAAAGCUUGGUGCCCGAGUCAUAUGCUAUCAACGGAGGAGAUGGACCUUACAGCUAUGCCCAGAACUCCUUGUAUCAGAGAGGAAUUAUGGAGGCUGCCAAAGGUAUGAUCAAUGAGGAAAUCGCCAUGAAACUUGACAUUCAAAAACUUUCAUUAGCAGCUUCAGAGCCAAUAAGGAUUGCAGACUUAGGUUGCUCUUGUGGAGCCAAUACAAUUCUGGCAAUCCAAAAUAUCAUGGAGGCUCUAAAGCGCAAGUUCCGAACCCAUCCAACUCCUGAAUUUCAGGUCUUUUUCAAUGACCAAGUUAGCAAUGACUUCAAUUCACUGUUUGCAUCACUUCCUGUACUUGGGAGGCAAUACUAUGCAGCUAGUGUUCCAGGUUCUUUCCAUGGCCGCCUAUUUCCCACGGCUUCCCUGCAUUUUGUUUACUCAUCAUGUGCACUCCAUUGGCUCUCUAAGGUGCCAAAAGGGGUGGUAGACAAAACUGAUCCUGCCUGGAAUGAGGGUAGGAUUCAUUACACUGGUGCACCAAAGGAAGUGUUUGAAGCUUAUUCGGAUCAGUUUGCGAAGGACAUAGACUCAUUUUUACAAGCAAGAGGGAAAGAACUUGCACCUGGCGGGUUAAUGGCUCUUCUUAUACCCGCUAUUCCUGAUGUGAUCUCCCACCCUCAGAUUACAACAGGAUCAGAACCUGAACUUUUGGGUUCUUGCCUUGUGGACAUGGCAAAAAUGGGAAUAGUAAGUGAGGCGAAGGUUGAUACUUUCAACUUGCCUAUUUACUUCACAUACCCAAAAGAAUUGCGGCAAAUUAUAGAGGGGAACGGAUGUUUCAGCAUUAAGAGGAUGGAGAUACUGAACAUCCCAAAGCAGCGCAUAGUCAUGCCUGAACCAAGACAGCGAACGCUGUACCUGAGAGCUCUCUUGGAAGCACUCAUUGAGAAACACUUCGGAAAUGAAAUCAUUGAUCAACUCUUCGAGAUAUACUUAAGGAAACUGUCGGAGUCACCCAUUAUCUUGAACCCGGAAUACCAGGAAACAACUGCACUCUUCGUCCUCCUCAAGCUAAAUUAAUAAGGAAUGCUUAUCUCAUUUCUCAAUAAAGAUUGAAGAAAGUUUUUCCUUUUUCAAUAAGAGAAGAAAGUUACUAUUCAAUUAUUAGCAGUUUCAUUGUUAUUAAUAACAUGAACCACCGAGCCCUUUUACCAUGCAGUCCUAAUUGGUUGAUAUGGAAAGAAAAUGACUGUGAUUAGAGCUACUAGAGGUGGCAAAAUGGAUGAGUUUUGGUUGCUUCGGUUGGUUCAAACUUGGGGUUAAGUUCA
Messenger RNA from Theobroma cacao (cacao), 1378 nucleotides. RefSeq names its product loganic acid O-methyltransferase-like. The record is from RefSeq and is a predicted model, not a curated record. NCBI's taxonomy places the organism in Eukaryota, Viridiplantae, Streptophyta, Magnoliopsida, Malvales, Malvaceae. Gene Ontology annotation, molecular function: methyltransferase activity.